Messenger RNA from Octopus bimaculoides (California two-spot octopus), 587 nucleotides. Its product is annotated as large ribosomal subunit protein mL42. NCBI's taxonomy places the organism in Eukaryota, Metazoa, Mollusca, Cephalopoda, Octopoda, Octopodidae. The record is from RefSeq and is a predicted model, not a curated record. Gene Ontology annotation, cellular component: mitochondrial large ribosomal subunit.
UAUGUCGGUGAAAAAUUAACGGGAACACUUUGUUCCAGAACACCGCUUCCUGCAACACCGAUUUUGUAGUUAAGAAAAUGACUCAAGUCUCAAAAUGUAUAAUUUCUGUUUUGCAACGUCCUAAAAUAAGCGGUAUUCCAAGUUUAGUCUUACCUACAAGACACAAUUCAUCAGGAAAUGCACAUUUUAAAGCCAAAAAAAAUGUUUUGGUAGGAAAAACUGAUGAUGAUAUGACAUUCGUUUGUUGGCAUCCAGAAAUCCCUUUUCCAUAUGAAUAUAGUAAGCCACUCCCUCGGAAACUCCCAGAGAUUCAAGAGGCUGAAUCUCCAAUGAAAGUACAGCAUCUCCUGGCAGAAAAACUACGUCUCAGACCAGAUGGACCAACAAACCAGGAACUUGCCAACAUAUUCUUCACAACAAAACACCGAUGGUAUCCAAAGCCACAGAAAAAAUACAAAAAACCAAAUGAACCAAAAGACAGAGACAGACUUUGAUUUACAACUUUACCUUUGUUUUAUUUUACCCUUUUGUAAUGAUAGAUUAAUAAGGAUAUUUUUUAGAAAAUAAAAUAUUAAGAAAUAUCAUCA